GCAGGGCUGCGGCAUGGAGCGGAACCGGACCCCUCCCCGGUACGGGUCGCUGGAGUCCACCCGCUGGCCGCCUCCCAGUGCGGGGCCAGAAGAUGAGAUUGUGUCCAUGGCUGACUCCACCACCACCAUGGAUGACAUUGAAGGAGAGCUCUUCAAGAUCGAGCGGAUCAGGGAGAUGCUGGUGCGGAGGGAGUCGGAGCUGCGGUACAUGAUGGAUGACAUUCAGCUCUGUAAAGAAAUCAGCCGGCUGAAGAAGGAGCUUCAAACACUCAUUGCUCUUCCAGAGCAUGAGAAGUCCAACGAGGAGAAGCAGAGGGAAGAGGAGCUGGUGCAGCAGAUCCACAAGCUGGUGGAAACCCGAGAUUUCCUGGUGGAUGAUGUGGAGUUUGAGAGGCUCAGGGAAAGGGAAGAAGACAAGGAAAUGGCAGAGUUCCUGCAAAGUAAGCUCUCCAAAAGCUACCUCCAGAAAGCAACUCCUGUCAAAGAGAAGAAAAUGACUUCCAGAGGACAGCAAACCUCCACCCCAUACAUGACCAAAACAGGCCUCACCCUGCUGAAGGAGUGCUGUGGCUUCACCUGCUCCAUCAUGUAG
This is a messenger RNA of Indicator indicator, 592 nucleotides long. RefSeq names its product bMERB domain-containing protein 1-like. The transcript is spliced from 6 exons. NCBI's taxonomy places the organism in Eukaryota, Metazoa, Chordata, Aves, Piciformes, Indicatoridae. The coding region runs from base 14 to 592 and encodes 192 amino acids. The record is from RefSeq and is a predicted model, not a curated record.